AUGAGUAUUAAUUGGCGUAUCAAUGUCCCUAAGCGUAAUAAAGUUUUCCCGUUCCUUGUCUGGAUAAACGAACUUAAAAAUAUUAAAACACUGAAUGCGGACAUACUCGCAGGUAUUACUGUUGCUUUAGUUUUAGUUCCUCAAUCGAUGGCUUAUGCACAAUUAGCUGGGCUAGAUCCUUAUUACGGUCUUUAUGCCGCUUUUCUUCCUGGCAUCGUCGCGGCAUUGUUCGGUUCUUCUCGUCAGUUAGCUACCGGCCCAGUAGCCGUGGUUUCUUUAAUGACAGCUUCGGCGUUAGAACCGCUUGCGGCAGACCCAGGAACGUAUGUUGUCUAUGCGAUAUUGCUUGCCUUUAUUGUCGGUGUUAUUCAAUUGUUGCUAGGGCUUUUGCGCUUGGGCGUACUGGUUAACUUUUUAUCGCAUCCUGUUGUGGUGGGUUUUACCAAUGCCGCCGCGAUUAUUAUUGCCACCUCUCAGCUAGGCAAGUUAUUUGGUGUUUCG
This is a messenger RNA of Priapulus caudatus, 501 nucleotides long. RefSeq names its product probable sulfate transporter 4.2. The record is from RefSeq and is a predicted model, not a curated record. Lineage: Eukaryota; Metazoa; Priapulida; Priapulimorpha; Priapulimorphida; Priapulidae. The annotation marks the transcript as partial. Gene Ontology annotation, biological process: transmembrane transport. The transcript has a single exon. Gene Ontology annotation, cellular component: membrane.